Molecule: messenger RNA, 6828 nt
Organism: Leucoraja erinaceus (little skate)
Lineage: Eukaryota; Metazoa; Chordata; Chondrichthyes; Rajiformes; Rajidae
Product: RNA-binding E3 ubiquitin-protein ligase MEX3C
Exons: 2
Coding region: 188-1906 (572 amino acids)
Molecular function (GO): RNA binding
Source: RefSeq, a predicted model, not a curated record
CGACGUCCCGUCAACAAGGGGCGUGGCCAUGGACCUUCCGACGAUGGAGUGAAAAGAACAAAAGAAUUCAUUCAGGGGCGCUGGCGCUUUUAUAGAAAGAAAAAACAAUAUUUUUUUAAAAAAGAAGAGGUUUAUUAUUUAAAGAGGAAAAUAUUUAAUGAUAAUCUUGUCCUGUUAAUGUUACAAAAUGCCGAGUAGUACAGUGUUUACAGACAUGGAGCGGGACGAUGGCGACUCCAGGCCGCUUCACAUCGCCAUGGAGCAGCUCACCGUGUUCGGCCUCGAAGACGCUCAGCUUCGCCGGGGCCUGGAGGCCGAGUGUCCACCUUCACCGCCGCUGCCGCCUUCAACAGCCGCCGCCACCGCCGCAGUAGCAGGUGGAGGAGGUCCGGUGGCCGGGCCGCUCCUCCUACAGGGCAGCCCGCAAGGAGCGGCUCCUUGCCCGUGCCCGUGCCCGUGCCCCGCCGGCCCAGCGGGCCUUCCCCUCGUCUCCUCUGUCCUGGCUCUGUUCGAGGCCGAGCAGAUCCAGCAGCAGCAGCAGCAGCAACCCAGAAAGAAGAGCGUCAACAUGACCGAGUGUGUGCCGGUGCCCAGUUCCGAGCACGUCGCCGAGAUCGUGGGCAGGCAGGGUUGCAAAAUCAAGGCAUUGAGAGCAAAAACCAACACGUACAUCAAAACUCCAGUUAGAGGAGAAGAGCCCAUUUUUGUUGUCACUGGAAGAAAGGAAGAUGUGGCAAUGGCAAAAAGGGAGAUCAUUUCAGCUGCGGAACAUUUCUCAAUGAUACGAGCAUCUCGAAACAAAAAUGGAGCAGUACCUGGGGCUCCGUCUGGAAUACCUGGCCUUGCGGUACCUGGCACCCCAAACCUGCCCGGGCAAACCACCAUUCAGGUACGUGUGCCCUACCGUGUGGUGGGUUUGGUGGUAGGUCCCAAGGGAGCCACAAUCAAACGUAUUCAGCAGCAAACCCAUACAUACAUUGUCACUCCCAGUCGUGACAAGGAGCCAGUGUUUGAAGUGACUGGCAUGCCUGAAAAUGUUGAUCGAGCCAGGGAAGAGAUAGAAGCACACAUUGCUGUUCGUACUGGCAAUUACAUUGAAAUCAAUGAAGAAAAUGACUUUCACUCAAAUGGCACAGAUGUGAGUUUUGAUAACAACGGCUUUGAGUCCACGUGGGGGAAGAUGAACUCCGUUCCAUCUACCCGCAAUAAACUUCUCUCCAGCUAUAGAAAUGACAGCUCAAGCUCUCUUGGUAGUGGAUCAACCGAUUCCUAUUUUGGAAAUAACCAGGUCGCUGACUUCAGCCCAACAAGUCCAUUCAGUGCGGGUGGUUUCUGGUUUGGAGAGUCUGUUACAACCAUGAGUUCUGAUGAUUUAGGGUUUGAAUCUCCUGCUUUUGACCAGCUUCCAAACACGCCUCAGUCUGUGAUCUGGUGUCCAUUUGAACAGGGAAAUCCUAUCGGCAUCAGUAAUGAAUCGGCUACUGGUGCAAUAACCGAUGAUAGCCAACCAACUACCCCUCGCCUAUCACCGACCUUCAUGGAGAACAUCGAGAUCCAUCUUGCCAGAAGGCCUUGCAGCGAUCCCUUGAACAUGGCCAGUCAAGUUGGGCUUCCAGUAUACAUCUCUGCCUUCUCCAAUGGUACAAACUACUCCUCCUCUGACAGCAGCACCACAUCCGGUUCGCCCACCGACUCAUCUGGCUCUGGAAUGACCCGGGGGAAGCGUGAUUGUGUGGUCUGCUAUGAAAGUGAAGUGAUUGCCGCGCUGGUGCCAUGUGGGCAUAACCAUUUCUGCAUGGAGUGCGCCAAUAGAAUCUGCGAUAAGGAGGAGCCAGUGUGUCCAGUGUGUAACACACUUGUUACUCAGGCUAUUCGCAUCUACUCAAUGGACCAGUUGGCAGGGUGAUGAAUGGGCAAGGAAGAGAGAGAGAGAGGAAAUGUUGGUACUUGUCUGAAAACUUCCUAAUGCUUAAACAUGACUGUUAUGUAGUUGGAUUUGUAGGAUUAGACUAUGGGUUUUCUGUAAAUUUAAGUUGGGUAAAUUUUCAUGGGCAAACUCGUUUUGUGAAUCACAACACAAGAUGGGCCAGCUUGAGUAUAAACGCGCUUUGAAAAUGUUCUAAACAAUGUGAAAAUGGUCCUUGAGGUGUUUAGUGUAGUAUUUUAAUUUCUGCCACUUCCCUUGUACUUGGGUGUAUUCUGGUUAUACAACCGCAGGUUUAGUUAAAGUUCUCUGCCAAGUUAGCUGAUCUCUACCAUUGCUAAAAUUGAUUUCAGUGCUAUUUUAUGACUUUAGUUAUUCCUACUGAAAAUGUCUAGGUGGGAAAACUUUGUUUAUUGUUUUGAAACCCUCUGCCAGUUAUCUAUCAACUUUCUCCUUCUCCCAAUUGGUAGUUUAAACUUGGAUAUGAUAUUAGAGGGCUAUGAACAUGUGGAAAUCUAUUGCGGCAAGGGAUUUGUAGAAAGGAGUAGAAUAGGUUUUUUUAAAGAAGUGUGGGGGGGGGGGGGGGGGUGUCCUAAGGUAGAGAUAAUAAGAUGGAUGUGAAACUGCAGUCAAAUUAGUUGGAUCCAGAGGAAAAUUAAAGAUUUAUUGGUCAGUGGAGGUGGUAGACCUGACAAUUGAUUCAUUGUAGCCAGUAGUUUAUCUAUUUUGCGUCAAACACUCAAAUAUAAUUUAAUUAACAUUUAAAAAAUGUUGAAUACUGUUUGCCAGAAAAUGUAAUUAGUCAGUUUAUAUUUGAGGACUACUUUGAGCCAUUGGUGUAUGUGUCCUGCACAUACUGUGGUCUUUAAUAAAGGACAGACCACAUCAGCGAUGCACAAAUACGUUUGCUGUUAGUUUGAAUUAAAUACUAAAAUAUUUGGGCUGACUGGGGGCAGUAGCAGUUUAUUUCCCAAAAGGGGUGAGAUUUGGGUGUGGUGACUGUAUGUGAAGAGCUCUGGUCUUUGGUUUUGAUCAUUUUGCCAGUUGGCAAGUAUUGUUCAAUGGUCUCUAUUUUUUCCUCCCCAGAGUGAGAUAUCUGGAGUUGUUUAGUUCAUUCUUUGUGGGGAAGUACUUGGCUAACGAACAGUUGAGUGAUGGAUUAUGACUAGUCCUGCUACUCCCGAAAGAGCUGCAAAUCCUCACUAUUGAAAAUGUUAAAACCUGCAAAUCCUCACUGUUGAAAAUGUUAAAACCUGCAGUAAUCUUGUAAUCAUCAAUCCAGCAGUGACCAAACUUCAGAUCCAACCAUGAAUCUGCAGACGACUCCAAUAAUAUCAUACAUCCUCUGAGCACCAUGGUUUAUUUUCUCUAAUUUUUUUUUGCAUAUCUAAACUAGCCAACAUUGAGCAAUAACCACUUUCCUUCCCUGAUGUUUCAUAAGCUGUUCAAAACUAUUUUCAUUAUUUAAGGAAUGUAAGCAUCACUAGUAAGGCUCUUAAUGCCCUUCGAAAUUGGCAUUGAGUAAUCUUGAACUGCAACCCUUCAGCAAAAAGAUAUUACAACAAUCCUGUUUGAGUGUUCUGGCAUUUGAGCUCUUAAGAAGGAAUGACAAUUUAUUUCCAAAUUGUAUUGGAAACUUCUUUUGAGGGGAAGCUCUCGGUGACUCUCAUCGUUGAACCAGGACCGGUAACAAACAAAGGAAGAGGAUCCAAACGAUUGUGCAAUUAUCCAAUAUACCACAUUUGACCCACAUGCCCAUCUUGCAACACUUCAGAAUUUUCUUGUUUUAAGGAACCAACUACUUUGGUGGGAUAUGUGAUUUAUUGUUUGCAGAUUUUAUUCAUGCUCCCUAAUUUUAGAGGCCACACCAUUUACUACCAAAAUUGAGCCAUGUUACCCAAGAGCUUAAGUUGACACAACUGUUCAGGAAAUCUGGAGGUCUGAGCUUCCUAUAUUUUGUCUUAGAUAGCUUAGAAUACAAUGAUUAAAACACAGCCUGUUGCAAAGUAGCUCAACCAAGGGGGGGAUGGGCUGGUUAAUUGGACCAAUUUGUGUUCAUUACAAUUUGGCCAAGCUGUUUUUAUCAUAUAACAGUACAUGAUUUUCUUUGUGUGAACCCUUUAUAAUGACUGGGAAACUUUAUUUUCACAUUUUUCAUGUUGAUAAGUUAAUUGCUGAUUCUGGAGUUAGAUAACUGCUGAAAUUGUUUUGGUUUGGAUAUACAUGUACCUGCCUAUUAUGAUUACAAAGAUGCCGGUUUUUGAGUGAGUGAAAGGUAUUAACAGGACCAAAGUGUCACCCAUGAAUUGAGCCACACAUCUUCACAUAUUUUAAUGAUUUGGGGGGAAUUGCAUGAUUUCAAUUGCAGCUCUUUUUUGUAGACUGAUAAAAUCCGAGACAAACCAGUGAUUUUUCCAAUUUUAUUUUUUCUGUAAAUAUAUGUAAACUAUCAAUUUGUUGGAAAAUCACUGUCCCAUAUAUUUUUUGGAGACAAUAGCACAGUGAUCUACAUAAUUGGUUUGCAACCAGCCUGAUUUUUUUUUUCUCUGACAGCCUCUUUAUGUACGGGCACCUCUCUGGUGUCACGAUUGCUGAAAUUUCCCACUUGUGAAUUUCAUUGAGACAAAACAUUUACUAAACAUUUAUUUAGCAUCCAACUGAUAAAUCCCAAGAUUGACUGAUACAUUUUGCAUGUGGAGUUAUGGUCAAUGUCCAUUUUAACUGGGAAUACAUGGAAGAAUUAGUUUGUUGCCCAACUUGUAAUAAACAAAAUGAGGCUCAUUGCUUUUCUAAAUAUCUCUGGAAAAUUCCAUGGUAUCAUCAAAUAUUCAUAACUGUUCAAGUAGUAUCACCAUGAAAAUCAAUACUUUUUUCAAAUCUUAUCUAUUUAAGGGAAGCUGUAUAAAGAGAUAGACGAUUGUGAGUUUUAAAACUCUAGAACUUCUGUCAAAUGGUUUAUACCAGAAGUCCCAAUAAUUUGUUUCCACUGAACUCUGAGCUGCUUGCAGCAGCAAUUCGGCAUUGUGGUAAUUUUGCAGCAUUCCAGGCUUUCCCUCUUUAUUUAUUUUUUUUCCUUCUGUUACAAUAUGGCCCUAAGAUUCUAUAACUAGCGUAAUUUAUAUUUACUAUUUGAGGGCGAUAUAAUGACUUUUAAAACAGUAGUGUGUACCUAAAGUGAACUGCAUGCUUGCUUUCCCACUUUGGCCUUGUAUAGACAAAGCAAAUAUCUUUCAAAACUCCUUGUGAUGAUAAAUAUAGUUUGCCAAUGGGUGCACAUUUUUUGUGACAAGGUUUCUAGUAAAUUCCUCUUCCCUCCCAACAAAAUAGAAAUUUGAGGUUUGUUAUGAUCCAUACAUCUGGCAGUAUUCUUGAUUUAAGAAUCUGCUGCGGAUUAUUAAUAACACAUUUGUCCCAUGGAAUAGUUAGCUGGAGGUAUGAGUCUGUUAACUCCAUCUAACAAAAGCAAGAUUGUAUUCUCAACCAACAACAUUCAGAUUUUUUGUUAUAAGUUGACAAGUGACAAGCUUAGUUUCUAGUGCUAAACUAAUUGAAGAUUACUUGGAAAUAUUAAGCUGUUAUGAAUUUUGUGGCCUGGUGCUUAAGUCCUAAUCAGAAGUUUGCAAGUUGCCCCAGAAUUGUUCAUUCACUAUAUGUUAGAGGAGCUUCCAUGUGGGAACUAGGCAAGUAGUUUAAAUGCAAAAUGGAAGUGAUGUGUACCUCUACUGUGUGUGGUUAGUAGGGUAACUUUUCCUACCAAUCACUGGAGCCGAAUGCACAGUAACAAAGGGAAAAUUAGGGCAGGGAUAACAAAUCACUCAAAUUAAUCUGACUUUAAAUCAAUUGAUCCUUGUAUGCUUAAUAAUGUAGAAGAAGAAAAACCUGAAGUUUAAUAGCUUACUCACCAAUUUUGUGAUGGCACAUGGAGCAGACGGUCCAGAUCAGUUUUGUGUUGAUCUUGAUGCCAGAUUCACAUCCCAUGUUCAGUGAAAUUUGACAAAUUACAACGUGUAAUCAAGUACUCUCUGCAAUUGAACGCUUGUCUAAUGCUCUUUGUGACAGCUCUCCCACAGUUGAUAGCUAUUUGGGUAAGUGGACAUAUGCAUCUGGACCCUGGCAAACGGGCAACCUCCUCUUACGAGAAAUGGUUAGAAAGUGGUGAUGCAGAAAAUAUUUUAAAAGGAAAAUGAGUCCAGUAGAUUUAUUUGUCCUACUGCCAUACAAGAACAUUAUUUUGUCAAAAUACAACUGCAGUUUCGUUCUCCACUCAAGGGCAAGUUUAACUUCAGUACUUGUAAAUAUAUAUCCAUCUAGUAGAUAUACAAUUUUAUUUUUAUUUCCACUUGAAGUUACAUUUCGUAUUCAAAGUUUACAAAAAUAAAGGUUUUUAUUUCAAGAUUUUUCAGUAUGAAAAUUGCCUUGAUGGCAUUUAUGAUGUAAUGCAUAACUUCACUGCUAAUUUUUUGCUUGUAGACUAGUUGAUGUCAGUAUUAAAAUUAACACUAGUUGCCAUCUUGGAAUAGGUAUUGAACAAAUGUUCGCUAAGCAUGUAUUUUGUAUUGGUAAACUUUAAGCUGCAUUAUACACUACAAUUGGAAAAAGCCAAGGAAAUAACAUUUCUGUAUUAUUUCUAGUUCAGGAAAAAAUACAAUUCAAGAAUGGCAAAAACAUACCAAUAGAGUUUAGUAUUUGCUAAUUUUACUACACUGUUUGUUAUGUAUAUGUAGGGAAGUGAUAGGGAUACAAAUUCAAUUUAUUGAGUAAAGUUUAAAACCAUAUAUUUUAUGAUAAAGGGCCUUUAACUUAAUGUGGCCAAAGCACUGAUAUAUAUUUGCUGUAAAGAGAAUUAUAAGAGUUUUAUUUUUCUGAUAUUAAAAGUUACUUAAUAAAGAUGGUUUCCAUUAAAA